AUGAUCGAGUCUUUCAUCAAUAUCGCCUACUACGUCUCGACGGCUCUCACGCUCUCCCUCCUAUUGUUACCGUCGCAAUAUGACCACAAACAGCGCAAGGAGAGGGCUCCUACUGACCCGAAAACAUCGGUACAAAUUUUAGUCCUGGGAGAUAUCGGGCGCAGUCCGCGCAUGCAAUACCAUGCACUGAGCAUUGCCCGCGGUGGAGGCCGAGUAGAGAUAAUCGGAUACCAAGAAUCCGAAGUUCACCCCGACAUCGUCUCCGAUUCUAGAAUCUCCAUCGUCGCCCUCCCUCCCCAUCCGUCCAUUCUACAAACAAGCAACAAGCUUCUGUUCCUGGCCUUCGGUCCGCUGAAGGUCCUAUUUCAAGUGAUCUGUUUAUGGUGGACAUUAUGUUAUCGUACAAAGCCGGUGAAAUGGCUUCUUGUUCAGAAUCCUCCGUCCAUUCCCUCCCUCGCGAUCGCCUCCGUUACCUGCUCACUGCGAAACACCGAUCUGGUCAUCGACUGGCAUAAUUUUGGAUAUAGCAUCCUGGCGUUGAAACUUGGAGACAACCACCCGCUCGUACGGUUCUCUAAGUGGUAUGAGAAGACGUUCUGCAGGUAUGCCACGGCGCACCUGUGUGUGACGAAAGCGAUGGCCUCGGUUUUGAAGAAUGAGUUCGGAUUGAAGGCCCCAAUCCUGCCGCUUCACGACCGCCCGGCUAGACACCUACAACCCAUUGAGGACGAAAACGCGCGACAGGAGUUCCUCCUCUCGCUACCCGAAGCUUCUUCCGUACAGCCAUUGAUUAAGUCGAAAGAGCUCCGUGUUCUCGUCAGCUCGACAUCGUGGACACCGGACGAGGAUUUCUCGCUUCUUAUCGAUGCCCUGUGUCGGUAUUCGGAGAUUGCAACUUCCUCGAAGCCCCAUUUACCCACCGUGCUGGCCAUCAUAACGGGUAAAGGCCCGCAGAAGGAAAUGUACUUGAAACAGAUCUCUCAGCUUGAAGAGGCUGGGAAAUUACACAAGGUCACCAUUCGUACUGCAUGGCUCAGUACGACCGGGUAUGCCCGCCUCCUGGCGUCCACGUCCUUGGGCGUCAGUUUGCAUACGAGUAGCAGUGGCGUGGAUCUGCCAAUGAAGGUUGUCGAUAUGUUUGGGGCUGGUUUGCCGGUCGUGGGCUGGAAUCGGUUUGAAGCGUGGCCGGAACUUGUGACUGAGGGCGUAAAUGGGAGGGGCUUCGGAAGCUCCUCGGAGCUUGUGGAACAGCUUGUAGAUCUUUUUGAAAACCCCGGUAACCUCGAAAAUCUAAAGGCGGGUGCGCGUAAGGAAAGCACCCGUCGCUGGGAAGACGAGUGGGAUCCUGUGGCUGGGAAGCUGUUUGGGUUGACAUCGUGA
This is a messenger RNA of Aspergillus affinis, 1380 nucleotides long. RefSeq names its product chitobiosyldiphosphodolichol beta-1,4 mannosyltransferase. The record is from RefSeq and is a predicted model, not a curated record. Gene Ontology annotation, cellular component: endoplasmic reticulum. Gene Ontology annotation, molecular function: mannosyltransferase activity. Lineage: Eukaryota; Fungi; Ascomycota; Eurotiomycetes; Eurotiales; Aspergillaceae. The transcript has 3 exons. The coding region runs from base 1 to 1380 and encodes 459 amino acids.